AUGGCUGCAAAUAAUUCUAGGUCUUCAUUUGAUACUUCUGCGCACAAAUCUGAUGAUUCGAACAAGGUUUACUCUACACCAGUUCUUUUCAUAUCUGAUGAAGAUAUCGAUGAAAGCCUAAAUGAGUGGAAGUUUAGCUUGAUUGGCAUAUUGGAUUUCGUAAAGUUAAAAUUCGAAACUGCAGUUACUUCUCUGAAGAAUCAAUGGAAGCUUACAGGUGCAGUUCAACUGAUUCCCAUUGGUAAAGGUUUUUUUAUCAUUAAGCUAGAUAAUGAGAUUGAUAUGAAUUAUAUCUGGAAGGGGUAUUGGAUGGUUGAUUCACAAACUCUGAAACUGAGAGAAUGGGAACCAAACUUUAAUCCAGUUAAUCAAAAAUCUACUACUGCUUUUGUUUGGAGAAAAGUUGGGUAUUAUGCUAGUGUUCUUGUUGAAAUUGACUUAGCACAACACAUUCCAAAUCACAUUUUAAUCAAUACAAAGCAUGGUAGCUUUGAACUGGAAAUCCAAAUUCCAAGAAUUCCUAAAUUUUGUGACCAUUGUAAGGUGGUGGGUCAUUUAGUGGUUGAAUAUAGAUCAAAGAAGAAAGACAUUCAUGAAGAAGAUCAAGUAGAUGUUGAUGGAUUUACUCCUGUUAUUAAAAGGAAUGUUUGGAGAGUUAAAGCUAAGAAGGCAACUAGUGUUGUUUUUGAUAUUUGUCCAUCUCCAAAAAGAAUUGUAGCUGACAAUACAGUUAACUCAGAUAUUUUUUCUUACAUUAAUUUGGUUCAAUCCCCUAAAAUAUCUCAAGCUCAAACUGAAGUACCUACUACAUCUAAUGAAAUUGGGGAACAUAGUGGUGUUAUCAAGGAAAUUAUACAACCUGGUGAGUUACAUUCUGAUUCUGCAGUUAUUAUUUCUGUCAAUAAAUUUAACCCUAUUGCUGAGGUGGGAGAUUCUAUGGACUAUUCAAGCUCUGAGGAUGGUGAAAUCAAAGAGGUGAAUACUGCCAUUCUUCUUAAUAUGAGUUCAGUUUCACAACCUGUCACCAUUUUGAAGCCUUCUGUUGAACAAAUUGUUCUUAAUAAACAUACAAUCAUUGAAAAGAAAAAACCUCCAGCUAAGAUUAUUAAGACUGCUCCAACUACUAGAAAAACUAGAAGAGAUCUUUUGAAAACUGUGUUAAAUGAGAGGAGUUCCACACCUCCUCAUCCCUCUUCCUAA
Papaver somniferum (opium poppy) is the source of this 1200-nucleotide messenger RNA. RefSeq lists its product as uncharacterized. Lineage: Eukaryota; Viridiplantae; Streptophyta; Magnoliopsida; Ranunculales; Papaveraceae. The transcript is spliced from 2 exons. The record is from RefSeq and is a predicted model, not a curated record. The coding region runs from base 1 to 1200 and encodes 399 amino acids.